Vespula pensylvanica (western yellowjacket) is the source of this 690-nucleotide messenger RNA. It is a transcript of the gene Mthfs, whose product is annotated as 5-formyltetrahydrofolate cyclo-ligase. NCBI's taxonomy places the organism in Eukaryota, Metazoa, Arthropoda, Insecta, Hymenoptera, Vespidae. Gene Ontology annotation, biological process: folic acid-containing compound biosynthetic process; tetrahydrofolate interconversion. The transcript is spliced from 4 exons. The record is from RefSeq and is a predicted model, not a curated record. Bases 59 to 646 code for a protein of 195 amino acids. Gene Ontology annotation, molecular function: 5-formyltetrahydrofolate cyclo-ligase activity. Gene Ontology annotation, cellular component: mitochondrion.
AUCUAUUUGUAAGUAUUUUAAAGCAUAUCAUUGGAUACAUUGUACAAAGCAAGAUAAUAUGGCAACCAUGAAAUCUUUGAAGGAUGCAUUACGAAAAGAAAUGAGUAAUAUUAUUUUAAAUAUCACUGAUGAAGAAAAAGCACGACAAUCUUCAAGAAUAUUUGAAAAAUUGAAAGCAUUACCACAAUAUCAAAACAGUAAAAGAAUUUCCGUGUAUCUUAGUACUAAAAACGAAAUUGACACUACACUUAUUUUGACAGACAUAUUUGAAAAAGGAAAGGAAGUAUUUAUUCCCAGAUGCGAUGGUAAAGUGAUGGAAAUGGUUAAAUUAUCUUCUAUGAAUGAUUAUGAAAAAUUGCCAUUAACAAAAUGGAAUUUUAAACAACCAGAUAUUUCUGAAGCUAGAGAAAAUGCUUUUCAAAAUGGUGAAUUAGAUCUUAUUCUCUUACCAGGAGUAGCAUUUACUUAUAAUGGAAAACGCUUAGGCCAUGGUAAGGGAUAUUAUGAUAAAUUCUUAGAAGAUACUUUCCAGAAACAGCAAAAAAAACCACAUUUGAUAGCAAUAGCAUUUAAUGAGCAAAUAAAAAAUGACAUACCAACAACUGAAAGAGAUGUAAUACUUGACAUAGUACUUACAGAAAAAUAAUAAUAUAAAAAAAAAAAAAAAAAAAAAAAAAAACAAACAAUUUU